AGGUGACGACCCACUGAAUGGGAGCUAGUGCUGGACAGAGUCAGACCUUGGGAUACAACAGGAGAAGAGCAGAGCAGCAGUGCACCGAUGGCCAACCCCACCCCUCCACGGGGUUUGCUGUGAGGUUAGAGAAAAAGUGAGGAGGAGAAAGUGAACUGUACUAAAUGCCAUGAUGGAGGACGACCAGCCCAAGUUGAAGCCGCCUACACCUUCACCUUCUCCCUUGCUGGACCUAGAACACAGUCCCGGAGCCUCGCCAGUAACAAACCAUGCAGAGUUCCUGGGUGUGAACCAGAUUCAGGUGGUGGUGAGACGGAGCUCCACCCCCCAGGUCACGGAGGAGACCUACUUUAUCCCCCGUAACCCGGUGGUGGAUGCGGGCACCAACACCGACCCCCCGGUCAUCUGCUGUGGCAGGCUCCGCCGGGCAUGCCCCUGCCCGCCCCGAGGCCUCCUGGCCUCCCUCAUCACCAAGGUCGUCAUUGCAUUAGUGCUGUUUGGCGUGGUCUGGUCCAUCACAGAGGAGGAGUGUCUGCCGAGGGGGAACCUGUUUGGCAUCACCGUGCUCUUCAUCUGCUCCGUCACCGGGGGCAAACUGGUGGGCCUCAUACGGCUGCCCAAACUGCCUCCCUUUCCCCCGCUCCUGGGUAUGCUAUUGACGGGCUUCCUGCUGCGUAAUAUCCCCGUGGUAACGGACGCCGUGUACAUCGACUUCCGAUGGUCCGCCGCCCUGAGGAACAUUGCCCUCGCUGUCAUCCUGGCCCGAGCAGGCCUGGGAUUGGAUGGCUCAGCUCUGAAGAAGCUUAGUAUGGUGUGUAUACGUGUGGGAAUGGGACCCUGCAUCAUCGAGGCAUGCACCAUCGCCAUCGUCUCCCACUUCCUCAUGGGCCUGCCCUGGAUAUGGGGAUUCAUCCUAGGGUUUGUGCUGGGAGCCGUGUCCCCGGCUGUGGUGGUUCCCUCCAUGCUGCUGCUGCAGAAGGAUGGCUACGGCUUGGAGCAGGGUAUCCCUACCCUCCUCAUGGCCGCCGGCAGCUUCGAUGACAUCCUGGCCAUCACCGGCUUCACCACCUGCAUGGGCAUGGCCUUCGCCACCGGCUCCAUGUGGUACAACUUGCUGAGGGGUAUACUGGAGGUGGGAGGGGGAAUGGUAGCUGGGGUACUGCUGGGAUUCCUGCUGCGCUACUUUCCCAGCAAAGACCAGGACAACGUUGUGAUGAAGCGCUCAUUCCUGCUGCUGGGCCUGUCGGUGUUUGCCGUGUUCGGCAGCAACGUGGCCGGUUUCCCCGGCUCGGGGGGCCUCUGCACCCUGGUCCUCGCCUUCCUGGCCGGCCUGGGCUGGAGAAGGUCAAAGGUCCCUGUGGAGGACAUAGUGGGUAUUGCCUGGGAGGUGUUCCAGCCACUGCUGUUCGGCCUGAUCGGGGCCGAGAUCCAAAUCUCAGAGCUGGACAAAAACACCGUCGGCCUGGGCAUAGGCUGUCUGGCCAUUGGUCUGCUGGUGCGUGUUCUCUUCACCUUCGUCUGUGUGCUGUGUGCCGGCUUCAACUUCAAAGAGAAGCUCUUUAUUGCUCUGGCCUGGCUACCCAAAGCCACCGUACAGGCGGCCAUCGGCUCCACAGCGCUGGACAUGGCCCGCACCAAGGAGGAUAAGGAGCUGGAGAAGUACGGCAUGGACGUGCUGACAGUGGCCGUGCUCUCCAUCCUGCUCACCGCCCCCAUAGGGGCCCUUGUCAUAGGACUCACAGGACCUCGCCUGCUGCAGAAACCAAAGAACCCUGCCUGGGAGCGGGAGCAAAGCGGAACUAUAACUGACACCCCAAUCACCUACGAGAGUACCCUCUGAUAACAAACCAACCUCAGUGGCGGGAACCAGGAAGUACACUUCACCAAGGAGAAAAUUACAUGGAUGGAUCAUAGGGAAAUGGGGGCACUUCAAGGGUGCAUCUAAAAUGGCAUCCUAUUCUAGUG
Molecule: messenger RNA, 1965 nt
Organism: Coregonus clupeaformis (lake whitefish)
Lineage: Eukaryota; Metazoa; Chordata; Actinopteri; Salmoniformes; Salmonidae
Product: sodium/hydrogen exchanger 9B2-like
Exons: 12
Coding region: 170-1840 (556 amino acids)
Biological process (GO): proton transmembrane transport
Cellular component (GO): membrane
Molecular function (GO): antiporter activity
Source: RefSeq, a predicted model, not a curated record